AUGAGCUUAUAGCGCGCAAAAAGAAAUGCUACUAAAUUGACAUAUAGUGUUGAGGAAGAGAAUGAAUCUGAUUCAUCAUCUAAGUAGAUAAAGAAGAAAUAGAAGAAAAAUAACAAAGUGGCAAUAGUAGAAUGUAAGAAGAAAGUGAAAGUUUAACCAUUAUUACGUUUUAAUCCAAUUGCAUGGUCAAGAUUACUGAAUGUUGGAAAAUUACUUGGAUAGAUAGAUAGUUAAGGAAUUUUGAAUAAUGAUGAGUUUGUUAUUACAAAUAUUUUAAAUGAUGUAGGAUAAUCAAAUGUUUAUAAAGAAUGGUUUGAUGGAGAGUAUAAAUUUGUAUAAGAUGAGAAAUCUAAAUUGAUGAAGGUAUAAAAUGUGUAUAGAUGAUAGCCAUUGGAGUUUAAGAGUAAUUUGCAUUAUUUACAUUAAUUUGAGAAGCGCAUAUAAAAUAGACAUUAUUGGAAUAAUGAAACAGUUUGGAAGGAUUUACGUAAGUUAUUUGGAAACACUUAUUUGAGAUGUGGGAAUGUGUAGGAUUAUAAUUAUUUGAGUAAAGUAUGGUUAGAUGGGAAAGUAAAGAUUAAGCCAAAUAUGGAUGUAUUUAAUAGUUAAAUAGAAGCUGAUGUAAGGAGUCUUAUGGAGAUAGACAAAGAAUAUAAAGUAUAGACAACUAAAUGGCCAGUAAUUCCAGAUAAGAAAGAUAUUAGAUCAUAUUAGGAGAUAUACAAUUAUGAACCGAAUCCAAAUUAAUAACCUUAUAUAGAGUAAAUUAGAGAGAAAUUAUCAACUUCUAAAAGACCUGUUAAAUGUUAUAAAGAUUGUGUUUGUUUUGAUUUAAGUAAAAUGGGAACAUUUUCAUAUGUCAAUAUUACUUGGGAUUCAGAAUGUCCUAAUAGAAAGAAUAGAGUUGAAUGUUUAGAACAUGAAGGAACUGAUAAACCAUGUAUGAAUAUGUCUAUCUAAUUAAAAUAGCAUUAAAUUAAUAAAAUGAAAUAAGAAGAAAAUGCUGAUGUUGAAGUAAUACAUAUUUUUAUUUAAUUAGGAAACACCUUGUUGGGGUAUUGAUGCUUAUACAAGAAAAGUUAUUAUUAAUAUUCUACCAUUAAAUUAUGAUGAAACAUAAAAAAAUAAAUUUAUGGAAAAAUUACUCUUAGCUAUCAAUAGGCCAUCUGAUAAAGAAAAUGCUUAUGAUAUGAGAUCUGCAUGUGAUUUCAUUAUUAAAGAAUCUAAACUUAUGUCUAGUCAUUAUAAUAAAGAUGAUAGAAAAAUGGCUAAACAAAUUUCAAAAGUUAUUUAAUAUGAUCCUGAGGGAUUUAGAAUACAUACUAAAGGAUUUGGAUUAGUUUGUGUUAAUAAAGAAGGAAUCAAAAAUAAUUCAUUGAUUAUUCCAUAUCUAGGUGAAAUCUAUUAACCAUGGAGAUGGUAUGAAAAAUAAGAUUUCAUUAAAAAAUAAAUGAAAGAACAUAAUCAAAAAGAUAUUCUACCUGAUUUUUAUAAUAUCAUGUUAGAUAUUCAUAGAGAUGAUGCAAAAGGAAUUGAUUUCUUAUUUGUAGAUCCUAUCAAUAAAGGAAAUUAUUCAUCCCGAUUAAGUCAUUCCUGUAAUCCUAAUUGUGGAACUGUUACAACUGUAAGUAAUGGUACAUAUGUUAUUGGAAUGUAUGCAAUGAGAGAAAUUCAAUAUGGAGAGGAACUUACAUUUGAUUAUUGUUCAUUCACUGAAAGUAAGUAGGAAUAAUUAUAAGCAUUAUGUCUAUGUGGGAGUGAGAAAUGCAAAAUGUAGAUUUAUAAUUAAUUUUAGUUAUUAUUUACAAUUAUCAAAUUGUAAGGAAUACAAUGGUAUAUUAGAUAAGGAACAUUGUUUUUUAACUCGAAAUGCUAUAUUAUUAAAAUCUUGUAGUGAUAAUAUUGAUAAAUCAAGUGAAGAUUCUGAGUUAUAUAGUAAAUAUAGAAUAGGAUCAAGUGUUUUGAAUGAUUGUCCAUUAUGGUUAAAGAAUUGGGUUGGUUAUAUAUUGAAAUUCAUAGAUUAAGAGUAUAAUUAUUCUAAUAAUAUAUAAUUAGACGUUAAACAUAUAAGAGUGAGUUGAAUUUGAAAUAUGAGUAAACAGCAGAAGUAGAGUAAUGGAACUAAUUUACUGCAACUCAACAUUCAGAAGAUAGAAUUUAGAAUUUGAUAUUCACUCUAGAUAAGAUUAAGUUUUAUUUAAAUAACAGUGAUAGUAGUGAGCCACCAAUUUCUAUAAUAGAAGAUAACGAUUUAUUAGAUAGUUUUUGGAAAGAUUAUUCAUCAUCAUCAUCAUCAAGUGAAUCUUCAUUUUUUAAUGAAUUGUAUUAAUUAUUUUAAAAGCAUAAUUAAAAGAAGUUGAUUGAAUUAAUGCACAUAAUUUACAAAAAGAAAUAGCAAUUAAAUGAUUACAAAGAAAAUAUACAUAAUAUUCAUAGAUAAGAACUUUUGUUGACAAGAAUGUUAUUUUUGACAAUGUCACACAUAUUAAUGUAAUAAUAAUAUACAUUUCAUCAUGAAGCUUUGUCGUUGAUACUCUAUAUGAUGGCAUUUACAUAUACAUAUUUUAAACCAUUUGAAUAUGUUGGUUUUUCAUCUCCUCCAAUAGAAGAUUUGGAAUGGAGAAAGGUUGGUGCAUUUAAAAAGAAAUGUAAAAGUGAAGGAAGAGCAUAUUCAUCAUAAUUUGUAUGGGGUUAAUUAAUUGGAUGGUUCAAAUAGACUGUAGCAGCACCUUAAGCUUCCUUAUCUUAAGAUAGAAGAGGUACCUUAUCAUAUCCAGCUAUUUCAUCUUUUGAUAAAGCUGGAGAUAAGGCUUAUCCAUUUUAAUAAUCUAAGACUUAAAGUAGUCGUUCCUAUUUUAUUUAACAUUUAUUGGAUAAACCUAGUUAUAUGUGGCCUCCUGAAACUGCCAGUUGGAGUUAUAAAAAUACGUACAAAAUUUAUGGCACCAUUUUAUUUGAAUAAUUUUAUUCAACUGAAUUAGAAGAAGAUUUUCUUGAUGAAGUUUUAGCUAGUCACACCAAAGAUUAUGAUUUUAAAUUUUAGCUUUUUGUUAAAUAUGAAUCCAAAAAGUUUAAACAUUCAUCAGAACUCUUUGAUAAAUUUAAAGAAAUUCUUAAACCUUAUAUUGGAGAAUAUUAGUUAAAUUAUAAAGAUGUGAUUGUAGCUCCAUAAAGAUAUAGAAGAUGUAAAUUUGAAAAUAAUUCUAAAAGAGAGGCUUACAUAGAAAGCUUGAGAGCAGAUGGUAAAUCUGAAGAAGCAGAUCUUAUCUAAAAAUUUCCAUUUAUAAGUUAUGCAAUAUGA
Paramecium sonneborni is the source of this 3301-nucleotide messenger RNA. The record is from the annotation of a GenBank genome assembly. Lineage: Eukaryota; Ciliophora; Oligohymenophorea; Peniculida; Parameciidae.